AUGGCUUCUCAGCAAUCCGCCGACACUCCCCCCGCAGCUCGACCAAGCCCAGACAGACUCUCCUCCUACUCACAUCAACCAAGUACGGCUUCUACAGCCAGCCGUGAAACCCCCAAGAGAGCACAUACUUUCCACUCCCCUUCGCCUUCCGAAAAGCAUGGAGAUGCCGGAGCCAGCGCCGAGGCUCCCGACACAUUUGACACUGCCGAGAAUUCCGACAACGAUGAGCCUCCUGAGAUCACGCGAGCAUCCAUUGAGCUUGACGAUCUACCAAUCGAGCUAAUUACCUUGACUGAUAGCUUCGUCGAAUCACUCUCUGCCAAAGUCCACUCCACUCCGCCGAAUAUCGCCAAGCUAUCCCAGCUUUUUCAAGAAUUCUAUACUACAGCAUCUUCUCAUAUUGGCACCCAUAUUAGCGCCCUCGCCUCGCGCCAAAGCCCCUCGUUGGGCUCAAAAGACAAAUCAAAGGCAGAAAAUGAACAGCAGAUGAUUACACCCGAAGAGCUAGCAAAUAGAAAGAAGGCAAGGAAAGCUCUAGAGGCGAAACGAAGUUUGCUCGAGGAGGCCGUUGAAAGGAGGCUCUGCGAGGGUAUAUACGACCGAAUUUAUCGCCACAGGAGUACACAGGAUGAGGCUCAGGAUGCAAAGCUUAGAUCCAAGACCGCCGCAUUGUCCCUCGUUGGCAUUGGCCCUUCAGACCUCGGGAUAGACUUGGGUGAAGUGGACGCCCAAACCGAAAAAUCAACCGCCGAGAGGACAGAAAUUAUCCGUGGUCAGCUUGAGUCUGCCAGAAAAGACCUAGUUCGAAUGGGCGAGUCAAGGUAUCCUCUUGGGAAACUAAACCGUCUCAAGGCAGCGCAUAAGAGCAUCGUCGAUACACUUGCUCAGUUUCAUCCUUCAGCCUCUGCGGAUGAAAUCAUGCCGAUGCUUAUUUACACACUCAUCACGCUCCCCCCUGAACACCUCAACGUUAUCAGCGACCUCAAUUUCAUCCAAAGCUUUCGAUGGGAGCAAAAACUGACGGGUGAAGAGGCAUACUGCCUUACAAACCUCGAGGCUGCCAUCAGCUUCCUGCAAACGGUUGAUCUUGCAACUUUGAGAGAAGACGAGCGCCCAUCAGGGCCGGUCAAGACCCCGGGGCAACCCGCAACUCCUAGAGUGGAAACAUUCCCACCAGCAUACUCACAGGGACUUACAACUUCACCGCAGAGUACAUCUGCAGUCAACACUGAAAAUGCUACCGCUCCAAAGCCCGAAUCAUCACCCAGCCUCAAGCCAGCUUCGACUGUCAAGAACCGGAGACUGAGCGACUUGAUCAACACACCCACCCAGGCAUUUGGUGCCGCUAGUGAUGCCGUUUUUACCACAGCCGAUCAAGGACUCAAAACCAUCUCAAACAGUCUGGGCGAGAGUUAUAGUUUCCUUCUCGGCAAGCUUAAGGAGCGUCAAGAGGAUCCCAAGGAGCCCAUUGCCGUCCCAAAGACCCUAGACGAUGCUCGCAAGCUUGUUAGCACCCCACCUCCCGAAGAUGAAGACACUACCAUCUCCUUAGCAGCGGCAGCGGCAGAUACAGAUCAAGUCAAACCCCAAAAUGGACGGGAUGAUCGUGUAUUAAGCAUAAUUGGCGGCCGUCGCGAUCAUAGCACAGACAGCGCCCGCAGUGGUCGCAGCGCGAGCUCCUCUAAAAAGGUGCUCUUUGCAGCAGAGGAUGCAAAAGCCGGCGCCGCCUCUCCUGCACCAGCUCAGCCAGCCAUGCUGGACCAAAUGCGAAACUUGGGCAACACAUUCAACCCCAUGGCCCGACUCUCCGGCAUCAGCCUCGUCCGAGGCUUUGGCCGAAGUGUAUCCACCCCCGUUGUCACUCCUCCCAAGGACGCAAAGGACGCCACCAAGGAUAGCAAAGACAAAGACUCGAAAGAUGCAAAGGACGGCGUGAAGCCAACUGAUGGAGGAGAUUUGGCAACUGCAUUCCCCGACAUCGCAGGCAUCCUACCACCGAAAGAAAUCCCCAAAAUCAGCCCUCCCAAUAAACGGUUCAUGGAGCUUCAGAAUCCGGGCGAUCUGAGGCUCAGUGAGGUAUUAGAUCUGCUAAAGGACUAUCGUCGCCUUGCUGGCGCCCUGAAGAACAUGGGCGCCUUUGAGGACAAAUAA
Messenger RNA from Trichoderma breve, 2151 nucleotides. Its product is annotated as vacuolar sorting protein 9 (VPS9) domain-containing protein. Gene Ontology annotation, cellular component: endocytic vesicle; cytosol. Lineage: Eukaryota; Fungi; Ascomycota; Sordariomycetes; Hypocreales; Hypocreaceae. The record is from RefSeq and is a predicted model, not a curated record. The transcript has 4 exons. The coding region runs from base 1 to 2151 and encodes 716 amino acids. Gene Ontology annotation, biological process: vesicle-mediated transport. Gene Ontology annotation, molecular function: guanyl-nucleotide exchange factor activity; small GTPase binding.